Molecule: messenger RNA, 909 nt
Organism: Australozyma saopauloensis
Lineage: Eukaryota; Fungi; Ascomycota; Pichiomycetes; Serinales; Metschnikowiaceae
Gene: PHB2
Product: prohibitin subunit
Exons: 1
Coding region: 1-909 (302 amino acids)
Biological process (GO): mitochondrion organization
Cellular component (GO): membrane; mitochondrion
Source: RefSeq, a predicted model, not a curated record
AUGAGCGACCCUAAUUGGCAGAAAUUGUCUCAGGAAUUGAGACGCAGAGCCGCCAAAGCCCGCACCGGCGGCGGCUCCCCUCCCAAGAACGUCGGCGGCAUGUUCGCUGGAUUGGGCGGCCUUCUUCUUUUGGGAGGCGUUGCCGUUGCAGCCCAAAACGCACUCUUCAACGUCGACGGUGGUCAGCGUGCCAUUGUGUACUCUCGGUUGAACGGAAUCCAGCCCCGGAUUUAUCCGGAAGGUACCCAUUUCAUUGUUCCCUGGUUCCAGAGACCAAUUGUGUACGAUGUUAGAGCCAAGCCCAGAAACGUCUCCUCAUUGACAGGAACCAAGGACUUGCAGAUGGUCAACAUCACGUGCAGAGUGUUGUUCAAGCCGGAUCUUUUCCAAUUGCCCACGAUCUUCCGUACGUUGGGCCAAGACUACGAUGAGAAGGUGUUGCCCUCGAUUGUCAACGAGGUGUUGAAGUCUGUGAUUGCGCAGUUCAACGCCGCACAGCUCAUCACACAGAGAGAGAAGGUGUCGCGGUUGGUGCGCGAGAACUUGGUGCGCCGUGCGUCCAAGUUCAACAUCUUGUUGGACGAUGUUUCGUUGACGUACAUGGCCUUCUCGCCUGAGUUCAGUGCUGCUGUUGAGGCCAAGCAGAUUGCACAGCAAGACGCACAGAAGGCUGCUUUCAUUGUCGAUAAGGCCGUGCAGGAGAAACAGCAGGCGGUUGUGAAGGCUGCUGGUGAAGCCAAGUCUGCCGAGUUGAUUGGUGAGGCCAUCAAGAAGUCCAAGGAUUACGUGGAGUUGAAGAGAUUGGAGACUGCUAGAGAGAUUGCAGGCAUCUUGGCCAACUCGCCCAACAGAAUCAUGUUGGACAACGACACCUUGUUGUUGAACACCGUUGUUGACUCCAGAAAGUAA